This is a messenger RNA of Helianthus annuus (common sunflower), 549 nucleotides long. RefSeq lists its product as uncharacterized. NCBI's taxonomy places the organism in Eukaryota, Viridiplantae, Streptophyta, Magnoliopsida, Asterales, Asteraceae. The record is from RefSeq and is a predicted model, not a curated record. The transcript has a single exon. Bases 1 to 549 code for a protein of 182 amino acids.
AUGGAUUCCUCCACCUCAUCGUCGCCCAUUGCAAAUUUCUAUUUUUUAGCGGAUAAUGGUGACUCGACCGAUGAGGAUGUCGAGCACGAAGCGGUUACGAGUGCGUGCGAACUCGCCACUCAGUAUAUGAAGCAUUAUAGCUGGCCUCAACGUGAAAUUUUACCAAGAGAAUGUAUUGAACGAGACCGACAUGCGGCAAAUGAUCGGUUGAUAAAAGAUUACUUCGAUGAAGCGCCUACUUACCCAAACCCCGAAGUUUUUAGUUGUCGUUUCCGGAUGAGUAAACGUUUAUUUUUACGCAUCGCUGAAGACUUGGUAAACAACUUUGAUUAUUUUAAACAAAAACCAAAUGCAAGGGGGACACUUGGAUUCACUGGUAUUCAAAAAUGUACUUUAGCUCUACGAGUCCUUGCGUAUGGAAACACGACAGACAUCAACGAUGAGUAUUUAAAAAUGGUCAAGAAAACAACGCGAGAUACGUUGGAGCAUUUUUGUCAAGGAACAUUACUAUACCAAAGCAUUACAUGCAUUCAAAUUUCUUUUAGUUAG